CGCAGCUUUAAGCUCGAGAAAGACAGUAGCGAUUUGAAAGCACCGGGAAACUGAUUGGUGAGGAGAAACACGUGCACACAGAACAUUACAGUGAGACACAGAAUAUAAAACAAGGUUAAUGUAUCAUCAGCUGUACUGAAGGCUGCUGCUCAUCAUUAUGGCUCUCAUUGUAACAAGGCCAACAAAGAAUUCAUGCUGUGCCACUGGGAGGAGAAGGAUACCAGAAAGUGUCUAAAUGAAGGGAGGAAAGUUAAUGAAUGUGCACUCAAUUUCUUCAGGCAGAUAAAAGGAAACUGUGCUGAGUCCUUCACAGAGUACUGGACCUGUCUGGAUUACUCUAACCUGGCUGAGUUGCGCCACUGUCGUAAGCAGCAGCAGGAGUUUGAUAGCUGUGUGAUGGAGAAACUGGGCUGGGAAAGGCCUGCAUUAGGAGACCUGUCCAAAGUGACCAAGGUGGUAACCACACGGCCCCUGCCUGAAAACCCAUACCAUUCAAGACCAAGACCUGAGCCCAACCCUCCCAUAGAGGCCGAGCUACAGCCAUCUAAGCACGGCAGCCGCGUGUUCUUCUGGAACUGGUGAAGAGGGCCAGUCAAUGUCCUCUGAACAUCAUGUCCGCCGCCUCCUUUCUCCCAACCAGCAGCAGACCAUACUGGACAGUAAAAGAUAUACAGAAUGCCAGUGGUAGCACUA
Xyrauchen texanus (razorback sucker) is the source of this 693-nucleotide messenger RNA. Its product is annotated as NADH dehydrogenase [ubiquinone] 1 alpha subcomplex subunit 8-like. The record is from RefSeq and is a predicted model, not a curated record. NCBI's taxonomy places the organism in Eukaryota, Metazoa, Chordata, Actinopteri, Cypriniformes, Catostomidae. The coding region runs from base 193 to 582 and encodes 129 amino acids. Gene Ontology annotation, biological process: mitochondrial electron transport, NADH to ubiquinone. The transcript has 5 exons.